Arachis ipaensis is the source of this 2627-nucleotide messenger RNA. RefSeq names its product G-type lectin S-receptor-like serine/threonine-protein kinase At4g27290. Lineage: Eukaryota; Viridiplantae; Streptophyta; Magnoliopsida; Fabales; Fabaceae. Gene Ontology annotation, biological process: recognition of pollen; protein phosphorylation. Gene Ontology annotation, molecular function: ATP binding; protein serine/threonine kinase activity. Gene Ontology annotation, cellular component: plasma membrane. The record is from RefSeq and is a predicted model, not a curated record.
AAUUUAAUUUAAUGAACAUUUUGUCAAUAAACCAACCAGGAAAGCUCAUUCGGGGCUCGUGAAAGACAUUAAUGGGAAACUUCAAAAUGUUACUUAUUUUGUUAUUUCUAGUAUCCUACAUGAGAGGCUCGACUUCUUUACACAAUUUAGGAAUGAGUGAAUGUAUUCGUGAUGGUGGCGAGACUUUGCUUUCAGCUGAUGCAAGUUUCGAACUGGGUUUCUUCAGCCCUGGAACUUCAACAAAUCGAUAUUUGGGUGUCUGGUACACAGAUGUAUCAGGAAAGCAAACAGUUGUGUGGGUGGCCAACAGAGAAACACCACUCCACAACAAGUCAGGGAUCCUCAUGUUAAACGAAAUGGGGAUUCUUCAACUUCGCACCGGGGCAAACGCUACUAUUCUUUGGUCGUCCAAGGUAUCAGACGAAGCCUUUAAUUUGAGUAAUUCAACAGCAGAGCUCUUUGAUUCAGGAAAUCUUGUGGUGAAAAGUGGGCAGGAUGAGGGCAGCUUCUUGUGGCAGAGUUUUGAUUAUCCCUGUGACACUUUGAUGCCGGGAAUGAAGCUCGGACUAAAAUCUGGCAUAGAUAGAUAUUUGUCAAGCUGGAAAAGUACAGAUGACCCUGCAGUGGGAGAAUAUUCCAUCAAAAUUGAUCGUAAAGGGUAUCCGCAACUAGUUCAGAUGAAAGGAUCCUUCAUUAACGCUAGAGAGGGCUCAUGGAAUGGCAUUUAUUUCACUGGAUAUCCGAAUCUGCAACAGAGCAUUUUUAAACGAGAAUUUGUAUUCAGUGAUAGAGAGGUGUAUUAUGAGUUUGAUAUACUUGAUAGAUCAAUUUUCAAAAUAUUUAGAGCGACCCCUUCAGGUGGUUGGGAAAACAUGGUAUGGACAAGUCAAACUGCGGAAACUACUACGUCCGGGGGGCAGGAUGCAUGCGACAGUUAUGCAUUCUGCGGUUCGAAUUCUGUAUGCAACAUUGGUGAUAAUGUUGCAUCAUGUGAAUGCCUCAAAGGAUAUGUUCCCAAGUUUCCUCAACAAUGGAAUGUGUCAUAUUGGUCCAAUGGUUGUGUUAGAAAGACUUCAUCGACGUGUAAUAACACACAAGGCUUCUUGAGGUACAAAGACAUGAAAUUGCCGGACACAUCUUCUUCAUGGUUUAAUAACGCAAUGAAUCUUGAGGAAUGUCAGAAGACAUGCUUGAAAAAUUGUUCUUGUACGGCUUAUGCGAAUUUGGAUAUUCGUAAUGGAGGAACUGGUUGUCUGCUUUGGUUUGAUCACCUUAUUGACAUUCGGCAAUUCUCACAAGAGGGUCAAGACCUGUACAUCAAAGUCCCUAGUUCUGAGUUAGCUAAUGACCAUGGAAACAAGAAGAUAAAGACGGUAGCAAUUGCUGUUGGAAUGAUUAUUUUUGGAUUAAUCUGUUGGGUUACCAUAAUGCUAAUUAAAUAUCCAGGGUUCGCAAGAAAUAUAAGGAAAAAUAAACAAAGACAAGAUGUUGAUCUCCCAAUAUUUGAUUUCUCAGUCUUAGCUAAAGCUACAGACAACUUUUCAAGCAACAAAAAACUUGGAGAAGGUGGUUUUGGACCAGUAUACAAGGCUACUAUAAAUGGUCAAGAACUAGCAGUUAAAAGACUUUCAAAAAAGUCUGGCCAAGGAUCAGAAGAAUUCAAAAAUGAGGUAGUGUUAAUAGCCAAGCUUCAACAUCGUAAUCUUGUAAAACUUCUUGGUUGUUGCAUUCAGGGGGAAGAAAAAAUAUUGGUCUAUGAAUACAUGCCUAACAAAAGCUUGGAUCACUUUGUUUUUGAUGAAACAAGAAGAAAGGCCGUAGAUUGGCUUAAGCGUUUUAACAUUAUUGGCGGCAUUGCUCGAGGACUUCUUUAUCUCCAUCAAGAUUCUAGACUAAAGAUUAUACAUAGAGAUCUUAAAACUAGUAAUAUUCUUUUGGAUGCAAAUUUAAAUCCCAAAAUAUCAGAUUUUGGCUUGGCUCGAACAUUUUUUGGUGAUCAAGUUGAGGCAAAUACAAAUAGAGUUGCUGGAACAUAUGGUUAUAUGCCUCCUGAAUAUGCAGUACAUGGACAAUUUUCAGAGAAAUCAGAUGUAUUUAGUUAUGGUGUGAUAGUAUUAGAGUUGUUAAGUGCGAAACGAAAUAGGGAAUUCUCAGAUUCCGAAAACUAUCUUAAUCUACUUGGACAUGCAUGGAGAUUAUGGACUGAGGAUAGGCCACUGGAACUAUUGGAUGAAGUGAUAAGGGAAAAUUGCAACCAUUUUGAAGCCAUAAGAUGCAUACAAGUGGGCUUACUAUGUGUGCAACAAAGACCAGAAGAUAGGCCAAGUAUGUCAUUGGUGCUUCUAAUGCUAAAUGGCGAGAAAAUGUUGCCCAAACCAAAAUUUCCUGGAUUUUACAUUGAUAGAGGUGUUCAACUUUAAGCAGAUUCUUCAUUGCCGAACAACACACUCUUUUCAGCUAACCAAAUUUCUAUAACAAUAUUAGAAGCUAGAUAGAAUAUGGAGAAAGGAAAGGGUCGUCAUCAUACUUUUAUGUAUAAAUUAAGCUGACUAGCUAACUCAUUUUAGGUUAAAAAACGGUGUGUUCAUGAAAUUUUAUACUUUUUUAUUUGUUGUUUUUGCUAUGAA